Messenger RNA from Labeo rohita (rohu), 587 nucleotides. It is a transcript of the gene birc5b, whose product is annotated as baculoviral IAP repeat containing 5b. Bases 65 to 499 code for a protein of 144 amino acids. Lineage: Eukaryota; Metazoa; Chordata; Actinopteri; Cypriniformes; Cyprinidae. The transcript has 4 exons. The record is from RefSeq and is a predicted model, not a curated record.
CCGCACGUAACCAGGUUUAUGGUGUGGAGGUGAGUUGCAGUCUGGUUGUAGGCCUACCUCAGAAAUGUCUAACGCAGAAGUCAUUGCUUCCCGGCUUUUAUCGUUUAAUCAGAUGUAUAGUUAUGAAAAGCGACUACAGACUUUUUCCGAGUGGCCUUUUCGAGAAGAUUGCCAGUGCACACCAGAGCUGAUGGCCAAGGCAGGUUUUGUGCACUGUCCUAGUGAGAAUGAGCCAGACGUAGCCUGCUGUUUCUACUGUCUCAGAGAGCUGGAGGGCUGGGAGCCAGAAGACAACCCCUGGUCCGAACAUGAAAAGCGUUCCCCCAAUUGUGCCUUUCUUCAUAUGAAAAAGACGUUUGAGGAGCUCACAGCCAUUGAGUUUUUUCAGCUGGAACAGGAGCGGCUUCGCAUUUACAUUAGGAAGAUGGGUCACAGGAAGAUAGCCCUGUUUCGUGAUGAGGUGGAGACCACAAGCAAAAAUCUGAGAGCACUUAUUUGAUAUCUAGAUAUCCAGUGAUGCUAAAUUAUUUUAAUGAUACUUUGUUUUUUAACUUGCACCAAUAAAUUAUAUAUUUAUGUUUCAUCAA